UUUUUUCGUUGAUUGGAUAGUUGUGUUGUCACUCAAAUGGUAGACGUUUGGACCACUCAUCCGGCGCGGGGUUUUUGUGCUUCUGCUUCUGCUGAGACGGAGGAACGGAAGUUACUAUUAAGAAGUAGAUUCUGUUGUUUAUUUAAGGACACUAAGAAAACGUAUAAGCAGUUUACCCACUAAAUAAAAAAAAAGGAAUUUGUUAGGUUACAGGUGGCUAAAAGAUGGCUGAUUGGGCAGAUUACCGUAACGAGGAUGACGAGGUUGAGCAGGAAGAAGGAGAAGAACCUGCAGGAGAAUACCGGAGCACUGGACGUGACAGCUUGGUAUUCUUAGUGGACGCGUCUAAAGAAAUGUUUAUUAAGGGUGAAGAUGGAGAACCCUCUAACUUUGACAUGACAAUGCAGUGUGUGCGCAGUGUGUACACCAGUAAAAUCAUAAGUAGUGACAGAGACCUGGUUGCACUGGUCUUUUAUGGGACUGAGCAAAGCAAGAACCCCAGAAAUUCUUUUAAACAUGUCUACGUUUACCAUGAUCUAGAUUCUCCUGGUGCUCGGCAUGUACAGGAAAUCGAUAAACUGAGAGGUGAUGAAGGGUCUCAGCUGGCUGCAGAGACCAUGGGCAGUGGAGAGACGUCACUUGGAGAUGCUCUGUGGUGCUGUUCAAACUUGUAUAGUGACAUUAAACUACGACUGUCUCACAAACGUCUCAUGAUUUUCACCUGCAGAGAUGACCCUCAUGGCGGAGACGGAAUUCGAGACAGACAGGCUCGUACUAAGGCUGAUGAUCUUAAAGAGACAGGAGUGGUUAUAGACUUAAUGCACCUUACCAAGCCAGGAGGAUUUGAUGUUUCCCUGUUCUUUAGUGAUAUUGUAAGCCCCUCUGAGGAUGAGAGUGAGCUUGGGCUGCAUCUCGAACCCUCUGGGAAACUUGAGGAACUACAGAAGAGGGUCAGGGCUCGAGAGAUGCCAAAGAGAGCCCAGAGUAGAAUUACUUUUUCUUUGGGAGAUGAUAUGAAAGUGGCAGUGGGUGUGUAUGUGUUGGCCAGAACAGCCACAAAACCUCCUGCUGUAAAGUUGUACAGAGAUACAAAUGAGCCAGUUCACACUAAGACCCGUCUUUUCCACACCCAAAAUGGAAGCCUGCUUCUGCCCAGUGAUACCAAGAAAGCCCAGGUUUAUGGAAACAAACAAAUUCUGAUGGAGAAAGACGAAGUGGAUGAGAUUAAAAAGUUUGAUAAUCCAGGUUUGGUCCUGAUGGGGUUUAAGCCAAUGGAUCGUUUGAAAUUACACCAUCAUAUACGACCUGCAUUGUUCAUAUAUCCCGAGGAGGAGCAAAUUGCAGGCAAUUCCUGCGUAUUCACAGCUUUGUUGCAAAGAUGCAGUGAAAGAAAUGUGUUUGCGUUGUGUAAAUUCACUUCACGCCGUAACACUCCACCUCGGUUUGUUGCUUUGGUACCGCAAAAAGAAGUGUUGGACAACAGUCAGGGUCAAACUGCACCUUCAGGUUUUCAUGCCAUUUUCCUACCCUAUGCGGAUGAUAUACGUACUCUGGAUGUGCAUGAGUGUCCUACAGCCUCUGAUGAACAAACUAACAAAAUGAAAGAGAUUGUGCACAAACUCCGAUUUAAAUAUAGGAGUGAUGCAUUUGAAAAUCCAGUUCUUCAGCAGCAUUAUAGGAAUUUAGAGGCCCUAGCUCUGGAUAUGGUGGCACCUGAAGCCAUUGAGGACUUUACAAUGCCCAAGGCAAAAAUGAUGGAUGAGCGACUUGGUCCUCUAGUUCAAGAAUUCAAAGAUUUGGUCUAUCCAGCGGAUUACAACCCUGAGGGCAAGCCAUCAGCCAAACGCAAACCAGCUGAGGCUGGGGGAGGUGUAGACAAAAAGCCAAAAGUUGAGAUGUCAGAAGAUGAGCUGCGAGCCCAUGUGGCAAAAGGAACUUUGGGGAAGCUGACAGUGCCUGUACUCAAAGAUGCCUGUAAACAAUUCAGAGUACGGACCACAGGCACCAAGAAACAGGAACUCAUUGAUGCUCUGACUGAAGAGCUUUCUAAAUAAAUUGCAAUAACAAUUGUUCUGUAGCUGUCUUGUAGGUGAAAAACUAUUGCUAUCCUGUAAAUGCUGUUGCAGCAUUUUAAUCGUCAUCACACAUCGUUUUAGGGCUGUGUAAAGCAGAAAAAACAUAAAAGACUCUAAUUAAAUUGUUUUGCACUGUUUAUUUCUAUCCUGGAAGUUUGAGUGUCUUUAUUGUAAAUAAAGGUGCAGUACAACAAAAUAAAUGCUAAAUACAUCAUCCGAAAGAAACAA
Messenger RNA from Clarias gariepinus (North African catfish), 2303 nucleotides. RefSeq names its product X-ray repair complementing defective repair in Chinese hamster cells 6 (gene xrcc6). Lineage: Eukaryota; Metazoa; Chordata; Actinopteri; Siluriformes; Clariidae. Gene Ontology annotation, biological process: cellular response to X-ray; telomere maintenance; double-strand break repair via nonhomologous end joining. The transcript is spliced from 12 exons. The coding region runs from base 225 to 2054 and encodes 609 amino acids. Gene Ontology annotation, molecular function: damaged DNA binding; telomeric repeat DNA binding; DNA helicase activity. Gene Ontology annotation, cellular component: Ku70:Ku80 complex; nucleus. The record is from RefSeq and is a predicted model, not a curated record.